ACCACCUCACCUCAUCUUUCACCGGGCUUUGAGAGGAUCUUACCUCGCUCACCUUACCCCGAGCAAUUCUCUCUCUCUCUUCCUAUCAUCUCACCCUUUGAACCAAUUACCUUCUUUUUUCCGCCAGUCAACCAACACCGACGUUGGCCGCGACCAUCGGAUUCUCUCGCCUCGCACCUUCAACCCCCCCGUCCUAUCCAGAUUCGGCAUAGGGCCUCUCGCGUGGUACGACAAAGGGAAAGUCGACCCCCUAGCUCAUCGGAGACUACCUACCUACACCUUAACCGCAAAUCCUUGUGUCCGUUGCUUGUUCGCCAUCGCUGUUGCACCCUUACCUAUUACUUCAGCAAAGCAAGGUUCCGAAACUUUUUUCCCUCUAACCCUUCCCUGGCGGCGGCGUCGGUCGGUCGUUCCUUUCCAUUUGCUCAGCUUGACCUCAUCUCCCCCUGCACUGCACCGCACCUGCUGCUACAUACUACGACUUGCUCAGUGCUCACUGCUGCGGCUGCUGAACCACCCGCCCCUCGACCGGCCGUGUGGCACCUUAUUUUAGUUACCCGUCAACCCGAUUCAGAUUCCACAAACCACAUUUCUUCCUGCACACGACCACAUAGCUAUCCGCCCUCCGAGGCUGCGAUCACGACGGCAUCUUACUCCCUUCAGCCUCUGUGCGCCGUUCCGUCGGCCUCGUCGAGAUGGCUUCCAAUACAGGAAAGGCUGGAGUGAUUGUCGCUCCCGACGACGCUGGCAACAUGGACAAGCUUGCACACGCUGUCCUCGACGAUCUCAUGUACAACAUUGUACAUGACCUGCUGCUCAAAGUCCACCGCGACGAGAAAAUGGCGAGAGCGUCCACCGCUGCCAUUCGUGUCGAGAAGCUGGCUUCCGAUGCAUCAGAGAGCUCUACCCCCGACUCGAAGCCAGACGUGCGAAUAGAGACCGACGCUGCGAUAUACGAAGACGGCAAGGUUCUGCUCAAGGGCAACCCCCUCAAGACCACAUCCGAGAUCCUGUGCCCCAGAUGCCACCUACCUCGCCUGCUCUACCCGACCGAUGGCAAAGGCGCGCGAAAGCCCGAUCCAAGCGUCAUCUACUGCAAGAAGCACCCCUACAUCGACAAGCCCGGCUACGACAUUUACGGGCAGACCUGGGUUCAGCCUGGUCCCGGCCGCGGCAAGAAGAAGAAGGAUAUGAAGCCCGAUCCGAAUAUCGAGUCAGCCGGUCCUGGAGAAGCGCGACCAGCCAACGUGCUCUCAUUUCCCUCCGCAACCUGCAGCAAGUGCAAACGAUGCAUUCUUGUCACCCGUCUCAACAACCACAUGGGCUCUUGCAUUGGAAAUAGCGGACGCAAUGCCAGUCGCGCUGCGGCAGCAAAGAUCUCAAAUGGCAGCAAUGGCGCUAGCCAGCACGACGGAACACCCCCAUCAAGCCAAAAGGCAACACCGGCGCCUGCAUCGCGGGCCUCGAGCCCUAAGAAGCGCGACAGCGAGGAGGUGGCGGCACCUGAAGACGAGGACGAAUCGGGAGACAGCCAUAAGAAGAAGAAGUUGAAGUCGACGCCCUUGAUGACAAAAAAGGUCAUCCUCAAAACAAAAGGUCCUAAGAAGGAAAAGGUGAAGACGAGCUCACUUUUGAGUCGUGAGGCAAAGGCGGACGACGGCGACAACUCUACCGUUGAAGUUGCGCCAAAGAAGGAGAAGAAGGAAGCCAAGGGCAUUAGUCCGGCCAAGAAGCUGAAGCUCGGUGCCGCCAAGCCGCCCUUGUCCUCGCCGUUAUCCAAGAAUGGUCGGAACGGGAAAGAGAAGGACGAAGAUGCAGAGUCAGAAUCGUCCGGCACAUUGUCGUCGCCGCCACACUAGAAGCCUGGCAGCACGACGAGCGGCACAACGGGCGGCAAAACGACCAGCGCAACGAGCAGCACAAAGACCAGCUCAAAACCCAGUGUCAAAAGAACGGCCGGCUGUGGUCUUAGGAGACCAAGCGAGUUGUUGGCUAUGAAGCGCACAUCGGCGCCUUCGUCAGUCAAACGCUCACCUCCACAGUCGAAGCCGCAGCCGCAGCCGCAGCCAACUCGACAGCGACUGGCGUCUGUCUCAAGCACCUCUUCCGUUCAAAGCAACUCUUCUGGUCGUUCUACCGCAAACUCGAACUCGCCGGAACCUUCUCAAGACACGGUUCGAUCCACGAGACGGGUUUCACGUUCCAAGACCACUGGAAGUCGAACGCCUCCAACUGAAGGCAAAAAGCCCGCCAAAAGUCGAUCUACCGUUCAGGCCCAGCCGCCAGCCCGAGGUAAAAAGAGAGCCUCGGAUGAGCAUGAGAAACGGGCCAACAAACGGCGUCGCUCUUGAUAUCGCUCCUUUGUAUCCAUUACCACAAUUUUUCCUUUCAGUGUCCCGGGCCCGGCGUCAGAUAUCAGCCGGGAUGGGCAUACCUUACUUCUCUGGGCCGCACUCUACGACGAAAGAAUAGGGUCGUGGGACUGGCAACAGAGCCAGGUUCCUGGCCGAUUUCUUCUUUUCUUUCUGUACUCAUCAAAAAUCUGAAGCCCUGGUCGACGAGAAGAUCGACAUUCGAUACACGAUACUCAACAAUGCAUGGUCAGGGAGUCAGUCGGGGAAGGUCUUCUAGGGAUGAGGAGGUUUCCUCCCUCCAUACUCGUGUGCAUCGCCUGGCGAGGCGGAUGGCGGCGUUUAGAGAUUGCGGCUACAUUUUAUAGGCAUUGUGACAAAUGAUAUUGAUUCCCCCCAUUGA
Messenger RNA from Colletotrichum scovillei, 2754 nucleotides. Its product is annotated as transcriptional activator. The record is from RefSeq and is a predicted model, not a curated record. The transcript is spliced from 2 exons. The coding region runs from base 696 to 1859 and encodes 387 amino acids. NCBI's taxonomy places the organism in Eukaryota, Fungi, Ascomycota, Sordariomycetes, Glomerellales, Glomerellaceae.